Messenger RNA from Prorocentrum cordatum, 1982 nucleotides. The record is from the annotation of a GenBank genome assembly. NCBI's taxonomy places the organism in Eukaryota, Dinophyceae, Prorocentrales, Prorocentraceae.
GGGACUUCCGAGCCUUCUGAGAAGGCCCGCCCCUCCUCACCUCCCCCCCGGGCCCGCCGCCGAGUGGUUGCGGCUGCUCGAAGCCCCUGGAGCUCAAGGGGGCUCUGGGGCCCUCUGCCGCCCUCGGGCCUCCGCUCCGCGGAGAGGAGGCACUGGCGGGGGCCCCGCCCCGCCGCUCCGCCCGCGCGCUGCGGGCCACGCCAUGGGCGCUCGAGCGGCGUGCUGGAGCCGCAGGAGGACCCGAUGAGAUGAUCCCUGCGCGGGACGCCGAUGCAGACCUGUGCGGCGUGGGCGCCGCCGCCGAGCCGCCCCAGCGCACGGCAGACGCAGGUGUGCUGCAGCCACCGCAGCGGGCGGCCCCAGUGCCGUCGACGGGCGCGCCGGCGAUCUGGGCGCUGACGUCGGAGCACCCGGGCAUGCGCGCCCGCGAGGAGGCCUACCGGGCCCAGCUCGCGUCGCUCGGCAGCUCCGGGGCAGUCGGGGCCGGCGCUGCGGCGGCCGAGGAGGGGCGCGUCGAGGACGCGCGGACGGCGGCCUACGCAGCAAGGCGGGACGCGAAGCGCCGGGCGAGGAAGGCCGCGCCACUGAUGGCGGGGCGGAUCAACUUCCUCUCCCAGGUGCCGGAGGUGGAGGAGGACGUGCAGUACCGGUUCACUUUCCCAGUGCUGGGCGAGGGCUCCGAUGCGGAGCUCGUGGUCCAGAAGGUCUGCGGCUCCGCCGCGGCGAGCUCCCUCCCAAGGGGGCUCCUCGACAGGGAGGACAGCGGGGAGCUGCAGGACCACCCGGGAGCAGCUGGCGAGGCGUCGGGUGCAGCGGGAGCAGGGCUGGAGGCCGUGCGGAUGCACGCGUGGGGGGCAGCUGUGGACGAGAGCAUGGGCAUCUCGCGCCGCCAGCAUCCCAGCGCCUGGCGCUGCCUCGCCGUGAUCGAAAACCCCUUGGUCGCCCGAGUGCCUGGCAUGAGGAAGCUGGCGAAGUUGGUGUUUCACCCCAUGGCGUUCACGCAGGACGUCCCGAAGUGUAGCAACCGCCAGGAGACCCUGAGCACCACCGUGGUCACCCUGCUGAGGGUCGACAGGCCCACCCUGCCCGGGCAGCUGGCGGCCUUGGGCCUCUCGGUGGAGAAGAUGCGCCACCACAGCAGGGCCAGGCUGCGACCGGUGCGGGCCGUGGUCCUGUGUGCGGCCACGGGCAGCGCGGCGGCGGGCGGCGGGGCGGAAGCGGACGAGUGGGCCGUGCUCCUGGCCGAAUUCGAGAGGGAGCACGGGGAGCUGUGGAAGUUCGGGCCCGUGGCGCCAGAGGACGGGGACGCCCUGCACGCAGCGUUCGCGGAGAUCGCCUCCGUGCGCAUCACGGGCAGCCGGCUGGAGGGCGCCGAGGAGGAGGACGCGGAGGAGCUCGACGACGCCGAAGAGCCAGACGAUGAGGAGACCACUGAGGACCUCGCACGCGACGGCGACGGCGCGGACGACGAGUCUUGCCACGAGAGCGAGUGCUCCGAGGGCUGGCAACGCCCGCCCGUCUUCGAGACGGAGAUCGACGGCAGCGAGGUCUCGGAGAACGCCGUGGAGUUCCACACCCGGAUGUUCAGCCUCGGCGACGGCAGCUCUUGAGCACCUUGGCCCAUUGGCAUCUCGGCGCCAGCAGCUCGUGAGCGCCGUGAGAGCUCCUCGUUCGCACCUUGGCGCGGCAGUUCGUGAGCUCCUCGUGAGCGCCUUGGCCGCCUGGGCCACGGCCGGUCUUUCUCCUCCCGCCGCUGCUCCGAGCAGCCGAGGCCGUUCCGUGGCCGCACCAGCGCCAGGCGAGGGCCUCCAUCGCGCUGUGCGACGAGCGCCUCUCUGACGGUCUAGUGCCCAGGCUUGGCGCAGGGUCAAAAGGCGAGUCUGCCAGAGGCGGGUCGGGGGCCCGUUGGGGGAUCUGCUGGUUUCUUGUGUGAUUAGGGCCCGCGCACGCGAACGAGCAUCAUGAUCACCAGAUGCCGGCAG